AUGUCUUGCGAUCAAUUAACAUGUGCUGAUAAGAGAAACUUCGUUGUUAUUAUGUCUAUUGAGAGGCUUCGGCGUGAGGUUGAACAGCAGGAGCGCCGCGUGGCCGCCUUGCGAGAAAAAAAGGUCCGUCGCUACGCCGUGUUGUCGCAGGUGCGUCUUCUUAUGAAUACCACAGAUCCCACAAGCUUUACUGCUUUGAGCAACAGUUUAUGGCAGUUACUGCACGAUAUGGCCGCUGCGGAGACACUUGCGGUUAAUGGUGAUGAUCCAACCAUUACUGAAUCGGUGUCUCGCAGCGCAUCUGACGGCCUUUUUAGCAAGGAGAUGGAGCAACGUAUAAUGCAGGAGGAGGAACCACCGUUGAAGGGAGAAUGGAGCUAUGAGGAUGAGGAUGAAAGUGUGGACCAAAAGAAAAGAAAGAAAAGGCGCAGAAGGCAAAAACAACGCAAAGAGCGACUAGGCGGAGUUGAGGCAACGGGUAGGACUUUGGCACUAGCGGAAGACAACGCAAGAAGUGCCCUUCUGGCCGCUGUGGAUGCGUUGCAACUCGAUGGUGCUCCACAGCAGGUAGUUGGUGUACCGGAAUGGCUUGCAGACGUUGAGACCACUGAGCCGGGGGAAUUGUACUCAGGCGGUAAAAGUGACGGUAGCGAUAAGGAGGAAGAAAAUGUCUACUCAGAUGAUUUCGAUGAACUUAGCGAUGAUUAA
Trypanosoma brucei brucei TREU927 is the source of this 708-nucleotide messenger RNA. RefSeq lists its product as hypothetical. Lineage: Eukaryota; Euglenozoa; Kinetoplastea; Trypanosomatida; Trypanosomatidae. The record is from RefSeq and is a predicted model, not a curated record. Bases 1 to 708 code for a protein of 235 amino acids. The transcript has a single exon.